AUUAUUUGUUUUUAGAUUAUAAACAAAUUUAGAAAGGGGUUAAGAUGUCUAGCAGAUGGUUUCAUUCUAACAUUAAUGGCAAAGAGUCAGAAGAGAUAUUGUUGGAAUCAGGUGUAGAUGGGAGUUUUCUAGUGAGACCUAGUACCAGUAAAGUUGGAGAUUUUACCAUUUCCGUAAGAUACAAUGGCGAAGUAACUCAUAUUAAAAUACAAAAUGAUGGGGAUUGUUAUUGCUUGGCAGGUAGUCCUGAUCCAUUUGCUACACUCCAUGGUUUGGUUCAGUAUUACAUGGAUACACCAAAAUCUAUUAAGGAAAGAUCUGGUGGCUUUAUUGAACUUUUGUAUCCAGUUCGUUCAAAUGACCCUACAACCGAAAGGUGGUACCAUGGUCCCAUUAGCUCAAAAGAAGCUGAAAGAAUGUUAUUGGCAAAAGGUCGCCAAGGUAGUUACCUUGUUCGAGAGAGCCAAAGUCAGCCCGGACAGUAUGCGUUAGCUGUACGAUGCAAUAAUGGUAUUCAACAGAUUAUAAUACGACACCGAGAAACAAAAUAUGAUAUAGGGUCUGGACCUACUUUUUUAAGUUUAAGGGAACUUGUUGAAUACUAUGUGCAGAAUCCAAAGUUGCAUGAUAUAAAAGAUCAAUCUCCUAUAAAAUUGAGAGAGCCAUUCCAAAGCACAAGUUUUAUUGCAUCAUCUGUUGAAGAACGUAUGGAAGUCCUGAUGAAAGAAAAUCCAAAAGGUGCUACUGGUUUUCGCGAAGAGUUUGAGCAACUUCAAAGAUUUGAUCACAACGAUGGUGUAUAUACUUGCAGUGAUGGUCAAACAGAGGAAAAUAAGUGGAAAAAUAGAUAUAAAAAUAUUUUGCCAUAUGAUCACUCCCGAGUCAGGUUAAAAGGUGGCAAUCCGAAAGAUAUUGGAAGAGAUUAUAUAAAUGCAAACUAUAUUGAUGUUGAGUUACAAAGUUGGAAAGUAAAGUAUAUUGCUUCCCAGGGUUGUCUACCGUCUACAAUAGGCGAUUUUUGGAAAAUGAUAUACCAACAUAACUCUUCCAUCAUUGUCAUGUUAACGAACGAAGUAGAGGCUGGCAAAAGUAAAUGUGCAAAAUAUUGGCCAAAUUUAGGCCAAUCAGUAGAAUAUGAUAAGAUAGUUGUUGAUAAUAUGUUGGAACAUAAAACCAAAACAUUCACAAUGCGCGAGCUAAGGAUAUAUCACUCUGAUAAGGCUAAAAAAGCUCCACUGAUGGUUUACCAGUAUCACUUUACUGAUUGGCCGGAUCACGGUGCACCUGAUGACCCUGGCGCUAUUCUUGGUUUAUUAAAUGAGAUUCACACAAAGCAUGAUUCGUGCGGACGAAAUGCACCUAUUGUUGUACAUUGCAGUGCUGGUAUCGGUCGAACAGGUACUGUGAUGGUAAUUGAUGUAUUGAUGCAUCUCCUUGACGAAAAAGGAUUAAACACGGAGAUUGACAUCAAGAAAACAGCUCAACUUUUACGUACACAAAGAUCUGGAAUGGUGCAGACCGAGAUGCAGUACCGUUUUGUUUAUCAAGCAAUCAAACAUUUUAUUGAUACAGAAGGGAAACGAAUCGCGGCAAAAAAGGACAUGACUACCUCUGGCCGACCGUCUUAUGGAAAUAUCGAUUUCUCCAAGCCUCGAACUCCUCUAUCUGAAGACGCGCAGUCUCCAACAAAUCCUCGCACAUUGCUACCAGGAAAACCCGUACCACGCCCUCCUUCAUCAUCUGUAAGAGAACCCAAGACUUCUCCACAAAGAUCAAAUGCACUGAGGAGGCAAACUGAACCAUCAAUAUCAGAAGCUCAUAAAAAGCCGAAACCUUUACCUCCUCUAAGUUGAACAAGUUGUAAAUGAAUAAAAGCUUGCUGGUUGAGCUUGGUAAUUAUAAUGUCGAUCCCACUGCUUCCUCUACCAUAUUGGAUGGCCUACCGUAUUGUAUGCGAUGUAUUUUCUACAGAAAUUUGUUUAUAAUUAUUCAGUUAAUUUAACCUGAGAAUGUUUAUUUAGAAUUUUGAUGCAAAAUGUUUUUUUUGGUGUUUUUUAUAUCCUAGCUAUUUUCAGCUUCUUUUACAAUAUUUUAUACGGUUGUAAUAAGUUGAAAUUUUAUAUGAUUUUAUAUUCACGAGUAGAGUUAUUGUUGACAUGAAGGAAUUUAGCAUAGAUCGGACUGUUUAGUGUCCUUUUGUGUAGGAAAUAUAAGCGUAAGUUAUUGUCUAAUCAUUUCUCGUAGCUAGACGUUUUUCUCUAGAUCUGUAUACAGCAUUUUAUUGUUGUUCAAUCUAUCAACCUUACCAUCAAAUAAUGAUGCAUAAAAUUUCGUGUAGUUUAAAUAAGAUGUUGUCUUUUAUCCUUUUUUUAAAUGUUUGAAUCCCUUUGAUUUUGUAGUACUUUUUAUGAUUCCUGCUUUUUCAAAGUAUUCGAACUUGUUAAUAUUUUGCG
Messenger RNA from Hydractinia symbiolongicarpus, 2453 nucleotides. RefSeq names its product tyrosine-protein phosphatase corkscrew-like. The record is from RefSeq and is a predicted model, not a curated record. The coding region runs from base 45 to 1853 and encodes 602 amino acids. The transcript has 18 exons. Gene Ontology annotation, molecular function: protein tyrosine phosphatase activity. Gene Ontology annotation, biological process: protein dephosphorylation. NCBI's taxonomy places the organism in Eukaryota, Metazoa, Cnidaria, Hydrozoa, Anthoathecata, Hydractiniidae.